Messenger RNA from Mytilus californianus (California mussel), 1195 nucleotides. RefSeq lists its product as uncharacterized. The record is from RefSeq and is a predicted model, not a curated record. Bases 5 to 1195 code for a protein of 396 amino acids. Gene Ontology annotation, molecular function: zinc ion binding. NCBI's taxonomy places the organism in Eukaryota, Metazoa, Mollusca, Bivalvia, Mytilida, Mytilidae. The transcript has 3 exons.
GAGAAUGAAUGUUGCUGCUUCAGACCAGCAUAAGCAGUAUGAUCUGUUAGUUCCUUUAUUCCUGCAUAAUAGACCAAAGACUGUUGUACAGCAUUGUAUGAGGAGAUGGGUUGACUCUGAAAAUUCCUCACUGAAUGACAUAGACCAGACGUCACCAUCUACAUUCCUUGUGAAAAGUUUCAGCGACAUCAACACCAGCUUGUAUUACGAAGUAUGUUUUGAAAAUGACGACGAAAUGCCAUCAUGUCAGUGUCUUGAUUGGUUGGAACAUCAUUUGCCAUGUAAGCACUUAAUGACAGUCUUUAGAAAUGUACUAAAUUGCAAUUGGGAUGCUCUACCAUCAGCCUACAGAGAAAGUCCAUAUAUUUGUUUGGAUGUGGAAAGUUUUCCUUUGGACUCCGAAGCCGAUCUAUCCACAACAGAUGAUAACAUUGUGGAGGUAACCAUUGGAAGUUCAGGGGACAUGGGGGAAAUAUCUGUAAGUAGCUUGCCUUUACCACCUAAGCAGCAGUUAAAGAAAGAAAGAUCAAAAAUAUGUAACUUACUGGAAAUAACGAAGGAAAGAUGCUAUGCAAGUGAAAAUUUAAAACUAUUGCAGAAGAUUUCAGCCACUUUAACAUCAUUGGCAAGUGAGCUAAGACAGGACUUGCCAAAAGAGGGAGAAUUUAUUUUAGACACCACUACAGAGUCAACCCAUAUCGGAACCAACAGUAGCAAGCAGACGGAUACAAGACGAAGUGCUGUGAGAAAAUUGUCUUUGUCAAGGAAGAGGAAAAUACCGGGCUCAGGAAGACAUGGUGUUGGAGCACAGAAAAAGAGGAAUUCACAUAUGAAGGAAGGAAUAAAUACACUCAUUGAUUUGGUGGAACCAGCAGUAGUGGAAGAAGGUGUGGAGAUCAUUUUGAUGGAGGAUGAAGACACUGUUGAAAUUUUGGACAGCCGACCUAGCCAGGAAGUAUCAUUUAAGAACAUUGACAGAGGUUGUGCCCAAAGGCCGCCUCAAGGAGACCAGUCAGAUACAGUGGAUAGAGGUGCGGCCCCAAAUCCACCACAAGAAGAUCAUCCAUUAAGAAGUGGAAGUUUAAACACUGUCAUGGAAGCUAAUCAUGAUUCUGAAAUACAGUUGAUUCAGGAAACACUAAACAUGGAGGAUAUUUGUCAGACAGAAGAUUUAUCUCAAAGUAAGCCACAAUAA